Lepus europaeus (European hare) is the source of this 2358-nucleotide messenger RNA. Its product is annotated as testin-like. Gene Ontology annotation, molecular function: zinc ion binding. The record is from RefSeq and is a predicted model, not a curated record. Lineage: Eukaryota; Metazoa; Chordata; Mammalia; Lagomorpha; Leporidae. Bases 139 to 576 code for a protein of 145 amino acids. The transcript has a single exon.
GCGCCGGGCGAGUGGCUGCGGCGGCGGCGGCGCCGGAGUCCCGGCCGAUCCCGCAGUGCCGGGGGCGGAGCGGAGGCCACCUGAGCCUGGACGUGAGAUCCUGGACAGGAGGAGGACGCCCCCUCUUGACCCACAAACAUGGACCUGGACGCCAAGAUGAAGAAGAUGGGCUUAGGUCACGAGCAAGGAUUUGGAGCACCCUGUUUAAAAUGCAAAGACAAAUGUGAAGGAUUUGAACUGCACUUCUGGAGAAAAAUAUGUCGUAACUGUAAGUGUGGCCAAGAAGAACAUGACGUCCUCUUAAGCAAUGAAGAGGACAGAAAAGUGGGGCGACUUUUUGAAGACACCAAGUAUACCACUCUGAUCGCAAAGCUAAAGACGGAUGGAAUUCCCAUGUAUAAACGCAAUGUUAUGAUACUGACCAAUCCAGUUGCUGCCAAGAAGAAUGUCUCCAUCAACACAGUCACCUAUGAAUGGGCUCCUCCUGUCCAGAACCAGGCACUGGCCAGACAGUACAUGCAGAUGCUGCCCAAGGAGAAACAGCCAGUGGCAGGCUCGGAAGGGGCACAGUACUGAAAGAAGCAGCUGGCAAAGCAGCUCCCCGCACAUGACCAGGACCCUUCCAAGUGCCAUGAGUUAUCUCCCAAAGAGGUGAAGGAGAUGGAGCAGUUUGUGAAGAAAUACAAGAGUGAGGCACUGGGCGUAGGAGAUGUGAAACUUCCCUAUGAGAUGGGUAGUCCCAGCCCCGACAAACUCUACAUCCCCGCGGGGGACAGAAGCACCCCGGCAGCCAUGGGGCCCAUGGAGAACAAAUCUGCCGAGUACAAAGGAACUCAGUAUUUCUGCUAUUGCUGCAAGCUGAGCAUGAAGGAGGGCGACCCCGCCAUCUAUGCUGAGAGGGCCGGCUACGAUAAACUGUGGCACCCAGCGUGUUUUGUCUGCAGCACCUGCUCUGAACUGCUGGUCGACAUGAUUUAUUUCUGGAAGAACGGGAAGCUGUUCUGCGGCAGACACUACUGUGACAGCGAGAAACCCCGAUGUGCCGGCUGUGAUGAGCUGAUAUUCAGCAAUGAGUAUACCCAGGCAGAAAACCAGAAUUGGCAUCUGAAACACUUCUGCUGCUUUGACUGUGACAACAUCCUGGCUGGCGAAAUAUACGUGAUGGUCAAUGACAAGCCUGUGUGCAAGCCCUGCUACGUGAAGAACCACGCUGUGGUGUGUCAGGGAUGCCACAAUGCCAUCGACCCAGAAGUGCAGCGGGUAACCUACAACGAUUUCAGCUGGCAUGCCUCCACACAGUGCUUUCUGUGUUCCUGUUGCAGCAAGUGUCUCAUUGGGCAGAAGUUCAUGCCAGUAGAGGGCAUGGUUUUCUGUUCAGUGGAGUGCAAGAAGAUGAUGUCUUAAAAUAAGAGCACCAAGCAGUAUUGAGCCAUGAUCUGUCCAAGUUGGUAUGCAUUUCUACUGUAAAGUGCAAUUUGAAAAAAAAAAUAAAAGGAAAAGAAACAGUAAAGGAAACCAGGAGAUUUUGUUCAAUAUCAUUCUUUGCUGUUUUUCCUUAUCAAUAUUUUUUUCCGCUCAAUUUUUGAAACCUGCUUGAAGCAUUUGAUUUUAGAAAUGGUAAAGACUUUUGUCUUUCCUUAGCUUUCCAAAUCUGAAAUGUGAGUUGGAAGCUGGGUUUAAUUGAUCUCCAUAUCUGUAUCCCCCUUGUUCCAAACACAGAAUAUGUAAAAUACUUAAAAGUUAGUGUUCUGGAUGGAAAGAUGAGUGUUCCUAGUUCUAUACUCUUUUCCCCCUCAUGUAUAAAAGGAAAAGGAAAUUAAAUUUGCCCUAACGCCAAGACUCUACAUUUUCUGCCAAAUGGUAUUCAUUGAACUUUGUAAUGAUUCACAGUACAUUCUUCGUGACAAAGAAAGUAGAAAUGCCGUGUAGUAUAUAGAGCUGCUAUUUUAAUGUCUACGCAUUUGAUAUUUACUGAUUUAGGCAGAAGUGGCACUUUCUUUAUUGCAUUUCUCUAUUUUUUUAUUUACCCUACCUCUCAAUAUUCUCUUUGUACAUUGAUGACCUCCAUAUACAUGUGGCCUUAAAUAUUUUAUCACAUGUGGCAUAACAGUAUCCACACUUUUUACUUCUUUAGAUGAAUUUUGGCCUGGAUAUAAAAAGCCAUUCAUUUUAUAUUGUUUUCAGUCCAAAGAACAGGUAUAGUUUUUAUACCCAGGAAACUAUAACUUGUACUGAUUGCACUUGCCUGCCAUGGUUUGAAUAGAUUUUUUUUGCAUAGUUUUUAUUUUUAUCACUAGAUAAAAUGGAUACUCUCUUGUAAUACUUCUAAGCCUGUUCAUGAAUCUAUAAAAUGUCUUC